Grammomys surdaster is the source of this 2343-nucleotide messenger RNA. Its product is annotated as disintegrin and metalloproteinase domain-containing protein 21-like. Gene Ontology annotation, molecular function: metalloendopeptidase activity. The record is from RefSeq and is a predicted model, not a curated record. Gene Ontology annotation, cellular component: plasma membrane; external side of plasma membrane; sperm head plasma membrane. The transcript has a single exon. The coding region runs from base 1 to 2343 and encodes 780 amino acids. Lineage: Eukaryota; Metazoa; Chordata; Mammalia; Rodentia; Muridae. Gene Ontology annotation, biological process: male gonad development; proteolysis.
AUGACAGUAUUGGAUGUCUUGGAACAUGUAAAAAUUACCCUCUUGCCACUGUGUCUGGAAUUAACUCUGUUCUUAUCUGGAUGGCCACCGAUUGGGAGAUCCCAAUACCACAGCCCCCCUGAAGUAGUGAUACCUUUGAGAGUCACAGGCACUUACAGAAGUAUGGAUGAUCCAGGUUGGAUCUCUUAUAGCCUACACUUCGGGGGUCAAAGACACAUUGUCCACAUGAAGGCCAAGAAGAAAUUGAUAUCCAGAUCUCUCACUGUGUUCACCUACACUGACCAGGGUGCUCUUCUUGAAGAGCAGCCUUUUGUCCAGAAUGACUGCUACUACCAUGGUUAUGUGGAAGGAGAUCCGAAAUCCAUGGUUACUCUUACUACUUGUCUAGGAAACAUUCAAGGAAUGCUGAGGACAAAUGGAAUCACUUAUGAAAUCAAGCCCAAAGUGGUUUCUGCCACAUUUGAACAUCUAGUGUAUAAGAUGGAUUGGGAGGACACAGAGUAUAUACCCAUAGGGUUUAGACUAACAAAAGAAGAAAUAGCAGAUCAACUGAAAUUUCAAGUGAAUGACAAUUCCACUCUGAUGCAAAGUUCUUAUACAGGAUGGUGGCUCCACCAAUGGUUUCUUGAACUAGCAGUUGUAGUAGAUCACGGAAGAUUCAUCUUCAGGAACAGAAAUUCAACAACUGUGGAGAUGGAUGUAGUCAUGGGUGUCAAUUUAGUAGAUGAUAUUUAUCACUCAAUUAAUCUUGAUGUGGUUCUAAUUGCAAUUGAAAUUUGGAAUGCAGGAAACCCCUAUACAGUAACUACCACACGCCACAUGAUGGAAAACUUCUGCAAAUGGAAGCAAUCCAGCUUCAAUAAACGUGUGGUUCAUGAUUCUGCACAUAUUAUUGUGAAGCAGGAUUUUUGUGUUAAUGAUCUUACUGUGUCCUAUUUUUCAGGAGUAUGCAAUAUUGAUUUGAAUUGUGGUUUAGAGUGCAUUAUGGAUGAUAGACUGGCUUCAUUUAGGACAUAUAUGACACAUGAGAUUGGUCAUGUGUUGGGGAUGGAGAAUGAUGAAGGAAAGUAUUGCACAUGUGGGAGAAACAUAUGCAUAAUGAACAAAAAGCUAGCACCCUCAGAUGCAUUCAGCAACUGUAGUUAUGAACAAUUCUUAGAGACUACUUCUAGAAAGACUUGUUUACGCAAUCUCCCAAAUCCAGCAACUAUUAUUACAAAGAAACGCUGUGGGAAUGGAGUGGUUGAAGGUAAAGAGGAAUGUGAUUGUGGUUCCUUAAAAUUGUGUGCCCAGGAUGUAUGUUGUUUCCAAAACUGCACUCUGGUAUCUGGGGCAGAAUGUGCUACAGGGCUGUGUUGCCAAAAUUGCAAGUUCAUGCCAUCAGGCACAUUGUGUAGGGAACGUGACAAUCAAUGUGAUCUCCCAGAGUGGUGUAAUGGAAGUUCUGGUGCAUGCCCAGAAGAUGUGUACGUGGAGGAUGGAAUCCACUGUGUGGGAAUGAGUGUUUGCUUUCAAAAGCAAUGUAAUACCCGUGAUGAACAGUGCGGAAAAAUUUUUGGUAAAGGAGCCAAGAAUGCGCAUGAGAACUGCUACCUAGAAAUGAACACUAGAGGAGAUCGCUUUGGUCACUGUGGUUUGAAAAAUACUAACUAUGUAAGAUGUAAUGAGCAAAACGCUCUAUGUGGGAGAGUACAAUGUGAGAACGUGACAGAAAUUCCUCGUUUGCACAACCAUUCUACUGUGCAUUGGACUCACAUCGAUAAAUAUAACUGCUGGAGUACUGACUACCAUUUUGGGAUGAGAGUACCUGAUAUUGGUGAGGUGAAGGAUGGUACAGAAUGUGGUUCAGACUUUUUUUGCUUAGGAAGGAAAUGUGUCGCUGUACAAUCAUGGGAACAAGCUUGUAUGCCUCAGUUCUGCAAUGAGAGAGGUAUAUGCAACAAUAAACAUCACUGCCACUGUAAUGAACAUUGGGCCCCACCCUACUGCCUGCACAAGGGCUCUGGAGGCAGUGUUGAUAGUGGCCCCCCUCCCAAGAGACCACCGAUCCAGGUGAUUUUCACUGUACUAGUUAUUUGGACUAUUAUUUUUAGUAUAUGUCUCUUCCUUUUACUUUGUCGUUUGUGUUUAGAGAAUAAAAGAUAUGAGCGAAAAAGGAGGUAUGUUGCAGCUUUAUCUAGGAAAAGAAAACGUGAUGUUAAGAAGUCACCGAAGAAAAAAGAGGAAAUUACUGGAACAGAACUUGAGGAAAAGCAAAAUAUUGAGAAUUUGUUAUCUGAGGAGGAAGAAGAGAAACAUGCUGAAGCUGAGGAAAGAGCCGAAAAUCCAAAUGCUCUACAAUAG